Molecule: messenger RNA, 333 nt
Organism: Seminavis robusta
Lineage: Eukaryota; Bacillariophyta; Bacillariophyceae; Naviculales; Naviculaceae
Source: the annotation of a GenBank genome assembly
AUGGAGGAAGCAAAAGAAACUGCCCCCGUCCGCCGCGAUGCAAGGGCAGGAGUAUCACCCUACUCUUCGAACAACCCUAAAAAGGAAGAGCAAGAACAAGCCCUUCCUCCACCAUCUCCACCCCAACGAACCACCACGGAUGAACAGUUGAAGGAACGCCUUCGACCCACCAGGAGUCGAGUCAACGGAAGCAAUGCAGACACCGUACAUAACAGCAUCCGUGAUCAACCGAGCAUUGCUGAGCCCAUGGGUUUGGCUUCAUCGACGCACCAGAGUACUACCGGUAUGGGAGCGCCAACUCUUUCCGACGUAGCACUGCCAGAAUGGGGUUAG